Messenger RNA from Sphaeramia orbicularis (orbiculate cardinalfish), 2092 nucleotides. RefSeq names its product cyclin dependent kinase 18 (gene cdk18). The transcript has 17 exons. Bases 413 to 1846 code for a protein of 477 amino acids. Gene Ontology annotation, biological process: protein phosphorylation. Gene Ontology annotation, molecular function: cyclin-dependent protein serine/threonine kinase activity; ATP binding. Gene Ontology annotation, cellular component: nucleus; cytoplasm. Lineage: Eukaryota; Metazoa; Chordata; Actinopteri; Kurtiformes; Apogonidae. The record is from RefSeq and is a predicted model, not a curated record.
CAACACAGGAGGGCCCAAGGCAGAGAUUGGUGUGGGAGGAGCUGCUGGCUGAUUAUAAAACCGUUCUGAGGAGCAGUUUUUCUUCUCCUGAGCUGUUUCCACUGUGUGUGUGUCUGCGUUCAGCCUUUCCUUCACUCCGGUCCGACUGAGGCUGCUCAUCCUGCUCUGUGUCCAGAGGACGGACGGACGGACGGACAGAGGGAGGGAGGCCGAGCCAUCACCAGGACUGGAGGACAGGUCGGUCGUCUGUCCAUCACUGUUCCUCAGCCUCCUGCAUCUUGUGGAUUUAUCUCAUGUGUGAGUGACACCUCUGCAACUGGAGUGAAACCUGAGCGGAGGCAGGACUCGGCUCCACACUCUGUCCUCCCCUGGCGUGGAUGACCUCUGCUCUUCUAGUCUGGUCUUCAGCAACAUGAACAAGAUGAAGAACUUUAAGAGGCGUUUCUCUCUGUCAGUUCCUCGCACUGAGACCAUUGAGGAAAAUGAGUUCACCGAGCAAAUCAACCAGCUUAACAUUAGACACACUCAAGCAGCUGGAUCCAGCUUACAAAGCCUGACCCCGGACAGACUGGGCCCUCCAUCUCAUGACACCAGUCCGGUGAGUCCUGAGCCCACCACCCCUGGAGCUCAGUCCCCAUCCCACCUCCACUACCACAGCAAGGCCCAGCACAGACGCUUCUCCAUGGAGGACGUCAGUAAGCGUAUGUCUCUGCCCAUGGACAUCCGUCUGCCUCCAGAGUUUCUGAAGAAGCUGCAGCUGGAGAGUGAAAACUCCCCACUUUCCAAACCCCUCAGUCGUAUGUCUCGACGUGCAUCGCUGUCUGACAUCGGAUUUGGGAAGCUGGAGACGUAUGUGAAGCUGGGCAAACUGGGUGAGGGGACGUAUGCCACUGUUUUCAAAGGGCGAAGCAAACUAACAGAGAACCUGGUGGCGUUGAAGGAGAUCCGGUUGGAGCACGAAGAGGGAGCACCUUGUACUGCGAUCAGAGAGGUGUCUCUGUUGAAAAACCUGAAACACGCCAACAUCGUCACGCUGCACGACAUCAUCCACACAGACCGCUGCCUCACUCUGGUGUUCGAGUACCUGGACAGUGACCUCAAACAGUAUUUGGACAACUGUGGGAAUCUCAUGAGCAUGCACAACGUCAAGAUCUUCAUGUUCCAGCUGCUCCGUGGUCUAUCCUACUGUCACAAAAGGAAAAUCCUCCACAGAGACUUAAAACCUCAGAACCUGCUCAUCAAUGAUAAAGGAGAGCUUAAACUGGCCGACUUUGGUCUGGCCAGGGCCAAGUCUGUGCCCACCAAGACCUACUCCAACGAGGUGGUCACCCUGUGGUACCGGCCUCCUGAUGUGCUUCUGGGCUCCACAGAAUACUCCACCCCCAUCGACAUGUGGGGCGUGGGUUGUAUCUUGUACGAGAUGGCGACGGGUCGACCCAUGUUUCCCGGCGCCACCGUGAAAGAGGAGCUUCACUUAAUAUUCAGGCUCAUGGGAACUCCAACAGAAGAUAGUUGGCCUGGUAUCAGCAGUAAUGACGACUUUAGGUCUUACCUCUUCCCCCAGUACCGACCUCAAGCCCUCAUCAACCAUGUGCCCAGGCUGGACACAGAGGGGAUUGACCUGCUGUCCGUUCUCCUGCUGUACGACACAAGGAGCAGGAUGUCGUCUGAAGCUGCUCUACGACACCCAUAUUUCCUGAGUCUGGGAGACAACAUACACAACUUGGCAGAUACUGCGUCAGUGUUUUCGCUCAGAGAGGUACAGCUCCAGAAGGACCCGGGUCAUCGCAGUUCAGUAUUCCAGCCUUUAGGUCGAGGAAAGAACCGGAGGCAAAGCAUCUUCUAGAGGUCACGGAUGAAGACUGGAGGGUGUAUUUUCAGACCGCAGCACAAAGGCCAACGCAACUCAACACACUCACAAGCAUGCACACCGACACACACCUGCAUGUGCACAAAAAGCCCUGUUCACACACUCAUUCCCAUGGCAGCAGACUGUGGACACACACAGGGUUCAUGGAGGAAAAUACCUGCACUGCACUUGAAAUGACUGAGCUGAAAUCCCCCUCGCCAAUACACACACACAGGAAAAAAA